This is a messenger RNA of Thalassophryne amazonica, 4802 nucleotides long. It is a transcript of the gene kcnh3, whose product is annotated as potassium voltage-gated channel, subfamily H (eag-related), member 3. Lineage: Eukaryota; Metazoa; Chordata; Actinopteri; Batrachoidiformes; Batrachoididae. The record is from RefSeq and is a predicted model, not a curated record. Gene Ontology annotation, biological process: regulation of membrane potential; potassium ion transmembrane transport. Gene Ontology annotation, molecular function: voltage-gated potassium channel activity. Gene Ontology annotation, cellular component: membrane.
UACGUUCCGGUCCUCAGGUCUCUGCAGCACUUCGAGUGUAGUCCGGACCGUGCACACAGGUGGUCCAGCUCGUCUGUGAGUUGAUUAUGGUCAUAAUUCCCGCGGUGCCAAAGUGGAGCCACCGCGCGUAUCUCGGAUCGGUGCGCUUCUCCAGGGGCUGGGAUGCGCACCGGGCACCUCCCGCUUCCUGCCGAGUUUCGGGUCUGAGCAGGAGACCAGCGCCGGCCCCGGGAGGCGCCCCAGGAGGACCCAGUCGACCCGCAGCAGGAUGCCGGUGAUGAGAGGGCUGCUGGCCCCACAGAAUACCUUCCUGGACACCAUCGCCACGCGCUUUGAUGGCACCCACAGCAACUUUGUCCUUGGAAACGCCCAGGUCCAGUCACUCUACCCCAUUGUCUACUGCUCGGACGGCUUCUGUGAACUCACCGGUUUUGCUCGCGCUGAACUCAUGCAGAAGAGCUGCGCAUGUCACUUCCUUUAUGGCCUCGAAACCAGUGACCGGCUGACGGCACAGAUCCAAGGAGCUCUGGAUGACAGGAGGGAGUUCAAGACCGAGCUGGUCUUCUACAAGAAGGAGGGUACACAGUUCUGGUGUCUCCUGGACAUUGUGCCCAUCAAGAAUGAAAAGGGUGAAGUGGUUCUAUUCCUGGUGUCCCACAAAGACAUCACUGACAAGAAGAAGGACCAAGAUCCUGAGCAAGGACCUGACACAGAUGAGGAAACUGGUUUGGAGAUGCAUCAGGUAACUCGUCCUCCAGGCUUCAACGCUAAUCGGCGCCGCAGCCGAGCUGUGCUCUACCACCUGUCGGGACAUCUGCAGAAACAGGACAAAACCAAGCUCAAGAUCAACAACAAUAUGUUUGGAGAGAAACCUCCAAUCCCAGAGUACAAGGUAGCCGCCAUUCAGAAAUCUCGCUUCAUCCUGCUCCACUACGGAACCUUCAAGGCAGGCUGGGAUUGGUUGAUUCUGCUGGCCACUUUCUACGUGGCCAUCACUGUCCCCUACAAUGUGUGCUUCACGGCGGUGGGAGUGCGGGAUGAAGGCAGUAACAGCGCCCCCCGGAGCCCGCCCAGUGUCAGUGACAUCCUUGUGGAGAUCCUGUUUAUACUCGACAUCAUACUGAACUUUCGAACCACUUUUGUGAGCACGUCUGGCCAGGUUGUGUACGAUGCCCGCUCCAUCUGCGUUCACUACGUCACCACCUGGCUCUUUGUCGAUCUCAUUGCUGCUCUGCCCUUUGACCUGCUUUAUGCUUUCAACGUCAGUGUGUACUUUGGGGUCCACCUACUGAAGACAGUUCGGUUGCUUCGGUUACUGCGGCUGCUGCAGAAGCUGGAGCGCUACUCCCAGUACAGCGCUGUGGUCCUGACUCUGCUCAUGUCCAUGUUCGCCCUACUGGCGCACUGGAUGGCCUGUGUGUGGUACUUCAUCGGCCGCAGGGAGAUCGAAAGUCCUGGCUCCUGGGAUAUUGGGUGGCUGCAUGAACUGGCCAAACGUCUGGGGAGUCCUUACUUCCUGUCCACCCUGACAACAGUGGUCCCAUCCACAGUCAGCAGCCUUCCAGCCAAUAGCAGCCAAUGGAAUGGGUCAGGAUCAGAGGUCAGGGAGCAAGCCAGCUGGAACUCCACCAAUUAUGACGGAAAUGUAUCUGGAACUGAGGCUGUGCCGGGGACAGAAGCAGCGGGUGCUGGUUUUGGGGUGCUGGUUGGGGGCCCCUCAGUGCGCAGCAGCUAUGUGACAUCACUCUACUUCGCUCUGAGUAGUCUGACCAGCGUGGGAUUUGGAAAUGUCUCCGCGAACACGGACUCAGAGAAGAUCUUCUCCAUCUGCACUAUGCUCAUUGGAGCACUGAUGCAUGCGGUGGUGUUUGGUAACGUGACCGCCAUCAUCCAGAGGAUGUACUCACGCCGAUCGCUGUACCACACCCGCACCAAAGACCUGAAGGACUUCAUCAGGGUUCACCGGCUGCCCAAAGCCUUGGAACAGCGGAUGCUGGAGUGUUUCCAGACAACCUGGUCUGUCAAUAAUGGAAUUGAUGUCAGUGAGCUGUUGAAGGACUUUCCAGACGAGCUGAGGGCCGACAUCGCCAUGCACCUGAACAAGGAGCUGCUUCAGCUGCCUCUCUUUGAGUCAGCCAGCAGGGGCUGCCUGCGCUCCCUCUCGCUUAUCAUCAAAACCUCCUUCUGUGCCCCGGGGGAGUUUCUCAUCCGGCAGGGGGACGCCCUGCAGGCCAUCUACUUCGUCUGCUCAGGGUCCAUGGAGGUCCUGAAGGACAACACUGUACUAGCCAUACUGGGUAAAGGAGAUCUGAUUGGAUCAGACUCCCUAACAAAAGAGCAGGUGAUCAAGACCAACGCCAACGUCAAGGCACUGACCUACUGUGACCUGCAGUACAUCAGCCUCAAGGGCCUCCGCGAGGUCCUGCGCCUCUACCCCGAGUACGCCCAGAAGUUCAUCAGUGAAAUACAGCACGACCUGACGUACAAUCUGCGAGAGGGCCACGGGGCCGACGUGGACUGGGAGAGUAAUGGCAGCCUGGUGAAGAAGCUGGCAUCCAUCCGGGAGGACGAGGAGGGGGAUGAGGAGCAGAACCCGCUGUCACUUGCUCCUCGGUCCCCGCUGCAUCUCAGCAGGGGGCUGAACUCCCCGCUGCGUUCCCCCCUCCUGCCCCCUCGGCCAUUCCGUGCACCCUCUGAACAGCCCCGUCCCACCACGCUGCAGAUCCCGGUGGUCAGCUUCAGCAGUGCAGCGCCUGAGCUCAGUCCCAGAUUUGUGGACGGCAUUGAAACAGAGAGUAAUUCCACCUCAUCGCAGAGGUUUGAGUUCAGCCCUGGCCUGUCACCCACUGCUCCACCCUCACCGUACGCAGGGAUCAGGGAGGAGUCUGACAUCAAGCAAAGUGUGUCCAGACUGACAGAGGAGAUGAACAGUCUCUCUAAACAAGUCGCCCAGCUCAGUCAAGAACUGCUGGAAAUGACCCGCCUGCUUAAGCCCCUCCUACAAACAGCCAUGCAGCCAACAGCUGCGACUGAGAUGCCACCUUCAGCUGCAGCUUCCAGCAGCCAGACGACAAAAAGCACGCAUCUGCUGGCACCGUCUCCUGCCCCACUGUGCCCCAUUCACAGACCUGACACUCACUCCCUAUUGGACAGUGGAGACAUAGGGGGUGUGGACUUGCCUGGAUGUCUUCUCCCAAUUCUUCAUUCGCCAAAAAGGCCAACGUCCUCACCUCCAGGAUCGCCACACCCUCUGUCCAAAUCCCUUGAGGGAAGCAACCACUGCAACGUUCCCUCACCUACAGGUGGACUUCCUGAAGAAGCCCCGAUCCUUCUAAACACCCAUGCUUCUGCCAGUAAUGGAAUAUUGUUGCCCUCUCACCAGGACCACCCUAACCCCUCUCACAACACCUCACCUUACCUCUCCUUCCCCAUGUCUCUGUCCUCCUCGCCAUCAUGCUCCUCUUGCCAAGGUCCCCACCCAUCCCAGCCCGGCAGCUGUGCCAGCAGGGGCCUGUUCCCACGAGUUGCCUCUAAAGACGCCCCUUGUUCUCCGUCCUCACACUGCUCUGCUCCCCCGUCACUCACGUCCUCACCUGGAAACAACCAGCUGAGGUCUUCAGGCACCUCUUCUUCCAGCUCUCGGCUUCAACCCCUCAUCUCUAGUCACCCAUCCGUCCUCUCUCUGCCCUCAACUCUGGACUCUGCCAGUGUCAGGAGGACACAGGGUCGAACCCAGACUCUGCAGUGGUCCAACUCUCCUUUCCAUCUGGAAAAAGCCAAACCUAUCACUCAGCCACAGGAGCUGGAAAUGCAUGAGUGGUGAAGAGAAGCACAGUCAACGAAGUCCUCCAUGGAACCAAUCAGUUUCAUUGCUGAAGAUGGACCAAAGCAAUGAAUGAAUGAAUGAUGCAAAGUACAGACACUGAUGGAUGGAUGAAAGAAUGGAAAAGCAGUUGCAACUGGUCCAUGUCAGACAGGAAGUGGUUUACCAUCAGCAAGUCAUCAGAUUUAGACCUGGAGGGCUGAGAAACAGCGCCAUCUGUCACUCUCCAGUAUGAAUGUGUCCAUAGUACAGCAGCACACUCAGCACUCCUCUGGCAUCAGUCCACGACCAGUGGGAGGUCCUCAGAGGACCACAACACACCCACCUGAAAGGGCAGGUUUUAUAGAUCUCAACAGCACACGCCUUUACCCAAACCAGAUCCUCCAAACCAGCACACCAGGACUGAGAAUGUAAACUCUUUAUUCAGUCUCAGGAGCAUCGCUGCACCUGGAGGGCCAGUUUACGUCUCCUCACUUUUAGAGCCAGUCUGUCGGAUGCACACUCACCACAUAAGCACAGACGGGUGACAAAUUAAAGGUAAACCUUAAGCUAACGUACAGAGAAACAACGAGUGCUCACACUAACAUACAGCUACAGCAUGCUACGCCAGUAACAUCCCGUUGUCAUAGUAUUUUGCUGGCAUUCUGUGGGUUGGCCCCUUCACGCUGGGGCCUGUCAGAGCUCCCGCUGAAGGUGUUUCAGGGUCUCUAUGUCUUGUUCAGAAGUGAGGGCAAAACAGAACUGAUGGCUGACGGCCGGGUUGAGGUUUGCAGGCGUUGAAGCUCUCAUACUAUAAUUCAGUCUUCAGCUGAUUAUCCUGAAUGUUGGAAAGCAACCAAAAGAAUGAGAUCACCAGGGUCCAGUUUGUUUUUUUAUGGUGGUACUAAAAAGUCUUGGGCUGAGCCAUAGUCCCUAGACUCACUAGGCCAGUGCUUACAACUGAGCAUCAGAACUAAAAACAACCGUGCUGUGAGCCCUU